Chinchilla lanigera (long-tailed chinchilla) is the source of this 534-nucleotide messenger RNA. It is a transcript of the gene Spink7, whose product is annotated as serine peptidase inhibitor, Kazal type 7 (putative). Gene Ontology annotation, molecular function: protein binding. NCBI's taxonomy places the organism in Eukaryota, Metazoa, Chordata, Mammalia, Rodentia, Chinchillidae. The record is from RefSeq and is a predicted model, not a curated record. The coding region runs from base 47 to 304 and encodes 85 amino acids. The transcript has 4 exons.
GGUAUGGUACAUUCAGGUGUGUGACAACCUCAAAGCCAUCUCUGCCAUGAAGAUCCUCUGGGGUCUCCUUGUGCUCUGCACACUGAGCCAGUUCUGCAGCAGUUCAGAUGUCAACAGUAAGACUUUAACAACUGUUGACUGCAGCAUUUAUAAGAAAUACCCAGUGGUGGCCAUUCCUUGCCCCAUCACAUACCUACCAGUUUGUGGUUCUGACUACAUCACCUAUGGGAACGAAUGUCACUUGUGUACAGAGAGCUUGAAAAGUAAAGGAAAAAUCCAGCUUCUUCAUGAAGGACAGUGUUAACUUCUCCAUGGAUGUGUGUAGAAAGCCAUGAUAUUACAUCAUCUUCAUCAUUCCUGGGCUGUGACUAACUUGCUUUCAUCUCUGCUGAUGUUUUGAGUGGGGGCAGAGCCAGAUUUAGUAAUCACUAUUGAAUGAAGAAAGUCAUUGUGCUUUUCCCUACAAACUCAUGUCUCACUGGAAGAGACAUGCCUUAUUUUAUACCUCAAUAAAGAAUCUCUCCAGAAAAUUCA